AUGUCAAAAAACGGUCCAACUUUGGACGAUGCCGAAGCUGGCUUUGUUGCCAGGCGACAACACCUCAUCCGCGAGCGGAAAUCUGGAAAAUGCCUACUUGCACGAAAACGUCUCAAAGCAGUUUUUGGAAUGCGUAAAUAUUACCGCGCAGUGAUUGCUCUGACAGGUGUGGAAGCCAUCAUGGUUCUCAUACGCUUAAUUUUGGAGACAGAAUCUCUGAGGUUUCCGCCUGGAAACACGCGAAACAUGAUCCUUAACGCACAACUAUCUCUGCUGUGUAUAAGCCUCUUCCCUUUGCUUUUGUUCGUCAUCGAACAACCAUUCAAAUGGUGGGCCCUCGGAUCCAGACGAUUUUGCAAAAGUGUUCUUCUCGUGUUAGACGCAAUCGUUUGCAUAGUGUGCUUCUCUUUGAACAUUUACAACAUUCACAUGAGUGCUUCCCAGCCAACGGUGGAUUUGGGCUCCGUCGGACAGCUGACCUUUUGCGGUGUGACCCAUACCACGUUACCCGCAAAUACCGCAUGGACAUUCUCGCUGGUUUUUGGGAUGCUCAUCGUGUAUCGUCUAUGGUGUAUACAUGGAUACAUAAAAAGAUCCGUUCAGAAGGUAGUCAGCGAGCUGGACGGAAAACUGAAAGUGGUACAACGGGCCCGAGAUGAAGCAGAAACACGAGUUGUUCAGCUUGAAAGUAUACUGAGAGAGCAGUCCGUGCAGCGGACGGGACCGCGGGGCCAAGUUCGGAGCUCUGUAACGACAAGUUCACACACUCGUUCCUCCGGUCAGCAUACGCAACAGUGAAGUUAGCAAUUUUCUUGGAUCCAGAAAUGAUUACGAGGAUUAUAUUGCGUCUACUGAAGUCAUGCUUUUCCAUUUGAGCCUAUUCCAUGCAUCGUUUGGCUCUGCCUCCCAACUCCGUUACUAACAUUUUAUAGGCUACUUGGUUUUCUUUACGUCGACCUUGUAUGGAAAUGCACAUUCUUCCUUCCAUCCCCAAUUUUUUCGGCCACAAAUAGUUUCGCUGCUGUUUGUUAAAAAGCCAGUGGAGUAGUUUGGGUAAAUGAAGGUGUGUUAUUAGUAGUCCAGCAGGCUUUACAUAAGUCAUUUGCAUGAAUUGUUAACUAAUAAACCAUAUUCGC
Dicrocoelium dendriticum is the source of this 1136-nucleotide messenger RNA. The record is from the annotation of a GenBank genome assembly. Lineage: Eukaryota; Metazoa; Platyhelminthes; Trematoda; Plagiorchiida; Dicrocoeliidae.